AUGGAUUCUCAGGACAACAGAAACCCACAACACUCUCCAGGAGGAGGUAAGAUCCAUGGGGCUCAUGUCUGCACUAAAUGUGGUUGGAAUUAUCCAAAUCCACAUCCUAGUGCUAAAAACAGGCGUGCACACAAGAAAGUAUGUGGAACCAUCAAAGGAUUUGAGAUCUUUGAUUCCGAAACUGCGAAACAAAUUCUUGAUUUGCAGGAAGAACAUUGCAUGGAUGAUGAGCAAAAAACCCCAAGUCCAAGAAUUGUUGUGGAGAAAGCUGAUGAGAGAAUUGGGGAUAUAUCUGAAGAGGAUGUGUUUGCAGAUGCUGUUUGUGAAUUUUCGAGAUCUGAUUCUUUCAAGGAAAAAGAAGAGACGGCAACAAAUUGCGUGGCGAUGAGUACUAAGAAUCCAGACAUUGAAGUGGUUCAAGAGAGCUGUGAAGUUUCACCCGUGGAAGUCCUUGAGAACCAUGAUGUCCCCAGUUCAGUUGAAGCAGCUUCCGAGAAUCGACAAGGUGGAGAAAGUUCUACUGAAGGACACUCUAUUGCAUCUAAAACUCUGAUUGAGUCAUCACAGGAAGCUCAGGUCAUUGGCGGUGGUGAUACCGUAUCAACUGUGGGAUUAAAGACAGAAUCCAAAGGAAUUUUACCGGAUGAAUCUGAAUAUAAGUUAGCAUCCGCAUCAGCAAAGAGAGCGGAUACUUCGGAUUCAUCGUGGAACGAUGACGUGAUUUACUCAGACCUGGAGGGUCCUCUUGGAUUUUCUUUAGAAGCAACGAGUAUGAUUCAUCCUGGUGAAGCUGACUGUAUAGUCAGUGAGAGUGUUCCAGUCGAUACUUCUCUGGUGAAAGCCAAUGCAGCUCAAGUUAUCAGCACCACUCAAUCUGUUCCUGAUAAUAUACCUUUGGCGGAAAAUGCUGACCUCUCUUUGCAUGGAAUCGAAAGCCUUGAGAAAGUUGAAACGAAUCAUUCUGUGAACCCCUGCCUUCCUGAGACACCAAAGGGAGAAGUAAUUGAAACUGAGACUUUUAGUCAGGCAGAUAAUUUAGGCAUUCAGCCUAAGAGCUUAAGUAAUGGCACAGAGGUUCCUUCAUCAGACAAUCUUCUCUUGGAAGACAAAACUGAACCUCAAGGUCAAGCUGCUUUGGUUGCAGUCAAGGAAUUUCCCAGCGCAGAGAACACAUUGAUAUCUAAGACUGACCCUGAAGAUAUCGAAAUGAAGGCUGGAGAGGGUGAAUCAUCUUUUGGAGCUGCACAAGAAACUGUUGAAUCAGAAACCUUGAGCGUGUCUCUACCUGCGGUAGAUCCUAUAAUUGCUGACUCAAAUGCUGAUGUGAAUCGUGCAGCUGACAAAACUGGUGUAGUCGAUCUCAUUGGUCAUGAGAGUGAACUUAUUCAAGCAAAUGAUGUUGCUGACGAUGGUAACAGCCCAAAUAGCAAGCUGAAUUCUGAAUCCUCUUGUGCUGCUGAAAACUAUGUUUCUCCCGUCUCUGUUGUAUUUGAGGGAGACGAUGCAAGCGAGCAGGGUAAAAGUUCAAUAGAAACAUCGAAAGACUCUGUCCUCCAAAUCAGUGCUGAAGCCUGUGAAAGUAGUGAUGAAGCUCGCAGAGAGAGUAGCAAAGAGGGGCUUGUGGAGGAAAGCAGUUUCACAAACGUUACAAGUACAAAGGAUGAUCCGAUAAGCCAUUCUGGAUCAAUAGGUACUGCACCUGAUGAUACUACUGUUCAAACAGCUAAUCAGAAAUUACCGGAAAGUGGAAGGACAGAAUUCCAUAGAGUUGUUGGUGGCUUGGGGGUUAUUCAAGGAAAUGAGAUUGACGGUCAUGUCAAAACACACAACUUAUAUGCUGAGGUCCCCGUGACUAUUGAAUCAAAUGACCAUCGAGAUUUUGGGAGACUGCAGAAUCUUUCAGAAGCACACAUCAGAUCUCUGGUUUCGAGUCCGCUAGUCACUAGAAAUAAUACAUCUAAUGCGUUUGAAUCCAACUUGGGAUCGGAAUCAGGAGCAAAUGGUGGAUCUAACAAAUCUGAAAACGCAUCACUUUCUGUUGAUCUGUCGAGGAACCAGGAGAUCACCAUGGAAAAGAUGACAAGCUGGAGCACAGUAAAGGAGCAACACGUCCCGCUGAAGAACCUUCUGAGUGAAGCAAGAUCACCAAGGCUACAACUGCAGGCAAAGGAUAAUGAGAGUAACAUACCGAGAGUAAGUUCGAUACUGGGACAAGAGACUUCCCCGGAAGACGGUCGCUGGCCAGAGAGAAGAGAAGUGAAAAUGGGUCCUAAGACCAUGGGAGAAAUUUCGAGGAGGAAAAGGACUUCAAAGGAAAAGAGUUCCAAGGAAGGGACUUCAAAGGAUCUGACUUCAAAAGCGUCAAGUAGUAAGGAUCCAACUAAAGUAGCUCUUGCUCAAUCUGAAAUUGAAGGAUCMAUUACGGUUUCWGAGGAUAUAGAGAAAUCUGAUACUCUACCGAUGCAGCCUUUUAAAGAUGUUCCACCCACCGAGCAAAUAUAA
This is a messenger RNA of Arabis nemorensis, 2502 nucleotides long. The record is from the annotation of a GenBank genome assembly. Lineage: Eukaryota; Viridiplantae; Streptophyta; Magnoliopsida; Brassicales; Brassicaceae.